AUGGACUGCCUCAGCAUUUCAGACCCACGUAAAGUUCCCGCCUUGCCUGUGCGCCCUUCGUGGCUGGCGGAAGAAUCAAUGGACCGCGAAGCAGAUAUAUCCAAGGCCGUCCAAGGAAUCAUGACCACCUGGAACGCGUGGACCGACUGCGUCGAAAAAGUUUUUCAGCACAUGGGCAAUCAAACAGCAGACCUUCAGAUCUCAGAAGAUGAAUACAUUAACUUCGUCCGCAUGUUUGCCUCUCACCCAGCGAGGCCUAUCCGACGGCCGCUCGAGGAUAUAACGGAACACGAAUAUUGGUUUAUAAGAACCAUGCCGCAUAGGUAUCUCACCUACCUCCACGGUCUCUGGAACGCAUAUGCCGACAGGCUCGAGAAGACCUAUAUUGGCAUGGCCGCUGAGCUUGGACGCUGCAAUUUGCUGGCUUCUCCUUUUGAAACAGCGUCACCGAGAGGGCAGUUGCAUGGCAUUUUGCGCUCUAUGUUGGGUCCGGGGAGACUGUUCCACGGGCUGGCAGAUACGCGGACUCAUGAGGUGGCAGCUGUUGGAGAGAUGAGCCUACAAGGACGCUCGUUCACUCAUUCAGACCAGCUGGUGUCUGGCCUAGAGACCACGGGUCUUCAUGGAGCACCGGUCACCUACAUGAAAGGUGCGGAGGAGCUGGUCGUAGGGUUAAAGAAUAUGAAUAUCGAGGCAGACAUCUCUUGA
Molecule: messenger RNA, 708 nt
Organism: Letharia columbiana
Lineage: Eukaryota; Fungi; Ascomycota; Lecanoromycetes; Lecanorales; Parmeliaceae
Exons: 2
Coding region: 1-708 (235 amino acids)
Source: RefSeq, a predicted model, not a curated record